CCAUCGUACAAGAAGCAAGUUCUGUAAACGCAAAUGUAAAUACGAGCAAAUUGUUAGCCGCAUUUAUUUUGAUAUGACUUCAUUGGGAAAUGAGGAAAAUCCAGCGGAGCUGAGUGAAAUUGUCGAAGAAAAGCGCCCGAAAUUUGGAAAUCGGUUUUUGACCAAUGACAAUGACGUAUUUAAGCACAACGCUUGGGAUAAUGUUGAAUGGGAUGAGGAGCAGGAGCAAGAGGCACUUGCGGCGGUGAAUAAAAAUUCUACAGAGAAAAUGAAAGCGGAGGAUAAGCAAAAGUUUCAAAAUGAUGCCGAUAAGUUUUGGGACUCGUUUUACGGUGUGCACCAAAACCGCUUCUUCAAGGAUCGACAUUGGCUAUUUACAGAAUUUGCUGAACUUGCUGCGCUUCCUGAGACUGGGGUGCAAAAACAACGUACCAUAUUCGAAUUGGGCUGUGGAGUUGGAAACACUAUUUUGCCAAUAUUAAAAUAUAGUCAAGAACCGAAUUUAAAAGUGUAUGGCUGUGAUUUUUCUGCACGCGCUAUUGAAAUAUUGCGUACGAGCAAAGAAUAUGAUGCCAAGCGUUGCGAGGUAUUUGUUAUGGACGCCACGCUCGAAGAGUGGCAAGUACCUUUUGCUGAAAAUUCAUUGGAUAUUAUUGUGCUAAUUUUUGUACUCUCAGCGAUUGAGCCGGCAAAAAUGAAAAGCAUAGCUGCGAAUUGUUUUCGUUACUUGCGGCCAGGUGGCUUGUUGCUUUUCCGGGACUAUGGUCGCUAUGAUAUGGCACAGUUACGUUUCAAGAGCGGCAAAUGUUUGGAAGAUAACUUUUAUGUGCGUGGUGAUGGCACAAUGGUGUACUUCUUUACACAAGAAGAGGUUAGGGAUCUCUUUUGUAACGUGGGUUUUGUAGAGGAGCAGAGUAUAGUGGAUCGGCGAUUACAAGUAAAUCGAGGACGAAUGCUGAAAAUGUACAGGGUGUGGAUACAAACCAAACUUCGCAAGCCAGUGAAUGAAGCGCCAAAGGACUAGAAUUCGAUCCAAGUUUUGAAAGUUGAGCUUAAUCUGUGCACUGUGAAAAAUGUGUAAAUAAUAAGAAAUAAAAGGAUGUAAUUUUUUUUAAAUAA
Anastrepha ludens (Mexican fruit fly) is the source of this 1119-nucleotide messenger RNA. It is a transcript of the gene Mettl2, whose product is annotated as tRNA N(3)-methylcytidine methyltransferase Mettl2. The record is from RefSeq and is a predicted model, not a curated record. The transcript has 2 exons. Gene Ontology annotation, molecular function: tRNA (cytidine-N3)-methyltransferase activity. Lineage: Eukaryota; Metazoa; Arthropoda; Insecta; Diptera; Tephritidae. The coding region runs from base 74 to 1024 and encodes 316 amino acids.